CGGCCGGAGUCGCCAUGGGGCCGCGCGGGGCGGCGGGGCUGGCGGUGGCGCUGGCGCUGGCGCUGGGGGCGGCGGGGGCGGCGCUGGGGCUGCGGCACCGGGCCCGGGCCCGGACCCCCCGCGGCGGCGGACUGGCGGCGGCGGCGGCGGGCGGCGAGGCCUGCGGCGGCCUGCGCGGUGUCCCGGCCGCCCUCGGCAACAACACGCACCAGUGCGUCUUCGAUGACCUCAGUGGUUCUGUGUCACUGUCCUGGGUGGGUGACAGCACAGGGGUCAUCCUGGUCCUGACGACGUUCCAGGUGCCGCUGGUGAUCAUGAGCUUUGGGCAGUCCAAGCUCUACCGCAGCGAGGACUACGGGAAAACCUUUGCGGACAUCACCGGCCUGCUCAACAACACCUUCAUCCGCACCGAGUUCGGCAUGGCCAUCGGCCCCGAGAACUCGGGCAAGGUCAUCCUGACGGGCGACGUCUCGGGCGGCAGCCGCGGCGGCCGCAUCUUCCGCUCGUCCGACUUCGCCAAGAAUUUUGUGCAGACGGAUUUGCCGUUUCACCCGCUGGUGCAGAUCACCUACCACCCCCGCAGCGCCGACUGCCUGCUGGCGCUCAGCACCGAGAACGGGCUCUGGGUCUCCAAGGAUUUUGGGGAGAAAUGGGAGGAGAUCCACAAAGCUGUCUGCCUGGCCAAGUGGGGUGCAAACGACACCAUCUUCUUCACCACCUACCUGAACAACUCCUGCAAAGCUGAUCUGGGGUUACUGGAGUUGAAGAAAACCUCCGACUUCGGCAAAACCUUCAAGGUCAUCGGCACCAAGAUUUACUCCUUCGGGUUGGGAGGACGUUUUCUUUUCGCCUCCGUCAUGACAGAAAAGGGCACCACGCGGCGCAUCCACGUCUCCCUGGACCAGGGCGAGACGUGGAACAUGGCGCAGCUCCCCUCCGUCGGGCACGAGCAGUUUUAUUCCAUCCUGGCCGCGAACGACGACCUGGUGUUCAUGCACGUGGACGAGCCGGGCGACACGGGUUUUGGCACCAUCUACACCUCCGACGACCGCGGCAUCGUCUACUCCAAGUCCUUGGAGCGGCACCUCUACACCACCACGGGCGGGGAGACCGACUUCACCAACGUCACCUCCCUGCGCGGCAUCUACAUCACCAGCGUCCUCUCCGAAGACAACUCCAUCCAGUCCGUCAUCACUUUUGACCGUGGUGGGGAGUGGGUCCCGCUGCGCAAACCCAAAAACACCACCUGCGACUCCACGGCCAGGAAUAAAGACGAGUGCAGCCUCCACAUCCACGCGUCCUACAGCAUCUCGCAGAAGCUGAACGUCCCCAUGGCACCGCUCUCUGAGCCCAACGCUGUCGGCAUCGUCAUCGCUCACGGCAGCGUCGGGGGGGCCAUCUCGGUGAUGAGCCCCGACGUUUACAUCUCGGAUGACGGGGGCUACACGUGGGCGCGGAUGCUGGAGGGGCCGCACCAUUAUGCCAUCCUGGACUCGGGGGGGCUCAUCGUGGCCAUCGAGCACAGCAGCCAGCCCGUCAACAUCAUCGAGUUCUCAACGGACGAGGGGCAGUGCUGGUACCGGUACGUGUUCUCCUCCGAGCCCAUCUUCUUCACGGGGCUGGCGUCCGAGCCGGGCGCCCGCUCCAUGACCGUCAGCAUCUGGGGCUUCCGCGGGAGCUUCCUCUCCCGAAAGUGGGUGUCGUACACCAUCGACUUCAGCCAGCUGCUCAGCAGGACCUGCGAGGACAAGGACUACACCAUCUGGCUGGCGCACUCCAGCGAUCCCAGCGACCCCAGUGACGGCUGCAUCCUGGGCUACAAGGAGCAGUACCGCCGCCUCCGCAAAUCCUCCGUGUGCCAGAACGGCCGCGAAUACACCGUCACCAAGCAGCCGUCCGUCUGUCCCUGCACGCUGGAGGAUUUCCUCUGUGAUUUUGGCUACUACCGCCCGGAGAAUCAGUCUGUGUGCGUGGAGCAGCCGGAGCUGAAGGGACACGACCUGGAGUUCUGCCUCUACGGCCGCCGGGAGCUGCUCAGAACCAGCGGGUACCGGAAAAUCCCUGGGGACAAAUGUUCGGGAGGGGAGAGCCCGAGCCGCGAGGAGACGGACAUGAAGAAGAAAUGCACCAGCAACUUCCUCAACCCCGGCCAGCUGGCAGCGUCCCCCAGCUCCACCCCCAUCAUCCUGGCCGUGGUGGCCGUGCUGCUUGUCACCGUGGUGGCCGGAGUCCUCAUCGUCAAGAAAUACGUCUGCGGGGGCAGGUUUCUGGUCCAUCGAUACUCAGUGCUGCGCCAACACGCCGAGGCCACCGGCGGGGACGGGCUGGACACGCUGGACCCUGUCCCCACGGCCACCAAGGGCGGCUACCACGAUGACUCUGACGAGGACCUCCUGGAGUAGCGGCACCGCGGGGACGACGCUGGGGACACCGGGGACCCCGUCACGCUGCCGCAGCCCCCCCGCACAGGCAGGACCCCCCGCCCACGGGCUCUUUGCUGCUGGGGGGUGACAUAGGGGUUUAACUUAACUCCACUUCAAUAUUUCCUUCCAGCGCGGGGGGGGCAGCUUUUAUGGGCUUUUAUUUUUCCCUUUUCUGGCCUGUUUUACUUUAAGGAUGACGAAGCCCCCCCCCAGUGGCAGCAUCAUCCCCGGGGGGGUGGGGACGAGCUCUAAGGUGUCACCGCUGCCGGGGGGGGCUCGGGGGGACAGGAGCCAGACUUGCCUGCAGCUCCCGCCCCCCCGGCUUGUUUCUUCUCCAAAGCAAUAGGAGCUGCCAGGGCCCCCCCGGCCCCCCAGCUCGGGGGUGUCCCCAUGGCUGUGGGGUAGCCCCCAGCUCUGCCCCCCGCUCCCCCCACCCCGGACGGGCUUUGGCCGAGGGAAAUGCAGCAAUAAUGAAUUAAAGCUUGAAGCUCUUUAACCAGGGGCUGGGGGGGCUCAGCCCUGGCUCCCCCCGCCGGUGGAGGUGCAGGCAGGAUGGGGGGGGCCUAGAGCAGCCCCCCCAAAGUGGGGUCGGUCCUUUGCCCCCCGCCCAGUUCCCCCCACCAGGUUCUGGUCCCAGCACUGGUACAGUCUCCGUACACUGGAAAUCCCCAUUUUUUUUGGGGGGGGGGGCGGCUGCAUCACAUAACAGCCCCCCCGUCAGCUGGGGGGGGGUGGGGGAGGGGGGGAGGCUUUAUGUGACCGCCCCCAGCUGGGUGAUGGGGUGCAGUGGGAUGGGGGUGCAGUGGGGGGGGAAGCAGCAGGUUAUUGGGGUGCUGACCCUCCCCAGCCCCUUGCCCCCCCCGCUAUCGUGACAUGGCCGAGCUGUCGUGACUCACGGCUCCUGCUCUCGCCCCAGUGACUGUGCUGCUCCCCCCAGCCCGGUGGGAUGGGGGGGCGGGGGGGCCCCAGCACCUCCUGCAUGUGCUUCAGCGUCCCCGCGGGACCCGCCUGGGGACAGGGAUGGGGACAGGGACAGCGUGACCCCCCCCAGGAAAAGCCAUAGCCCUGCGCCCCCCCCGGCCUGGCUGUGGGGGGUGAGGCCAGCGCAGAGUCCUGUAAAUAAACCUGGAUGUGUGAGAACUUGGGUAUUUUUCUGUAUAUUUGCAAUAUUUGGGUUCUUAGAAAUAAAGCCAAAACGGAC
This is a messenger RNA of Columba livia (rock pigeon), 3624 nucleotides long. It is a transcript of the gene SORT1, whose product is annotated as sortilin 1. Bases 15 to 2402 code for a protein of 795 amino acids. Gene Ontology annotation, cellular component: Golgi apparatus; membrane. The record is from RefSeq and is a predicted model, not a curated record. NCBI's taxonomy places the organism in Eukaryota, Metazoa, Chordata, Aves, Columbiformes, Columbidae. Gene Ontology annotation, biological process: vesicle organization; Golgi to endosome transport; endocytosis. The transcript is spliced from 20 exons. Gene Ontology annotation, molecular function: protein binding.